AAAGAUUAAAAUUUGUUUUUGAUAUUAUUGGUGAUAUGUGCCAAUAUAUUCGUAAAGUUUAAUAUUACAUUGGCAUAACAAAAAUCCUUUGAUUUUGUAACAGUGUAAACUGAUUUCAACUUGUAUUUAACCUACUUAAAAACAACAAACCUAUAUCAUUCGUGAUCAAUUUUACAAAAAUAUUUACAAAAUGGUCUUAUUUUAAAGAAUGAUUUGACGCUUUUAAUCUCUUAUACUCUUUACACUAGCAUCAGUUUGUCGAUAGAUGUUGGUAUUGAAUAACAAUGCAGAUGCAUAAAGUAGUUGAAGCAAUUAUUGAAAAAUGACUAACAAAUGAAAUGUUAAUAAUCAUUGGUGGUUAAGAAAAUAAAACUAUAACAUGGAGUCCAAAGAUACUCAAUAUAAAGUUCUGAGAGAUUUUAUGGCAAAUAAUAAAACAUCAAUUGAAAAUAACAUUAUUGUAGAACAAUUUAUAGAAGAUGAAGUACUUGAAACAAGCACAAAGCAACUGUUAUUACAAAAUGAUAUACUAUUCUACUCUGUUAUUGAAAUGGAAAAUGAAACUAUAAAAAACGAAUCAGAAGCUAUUGUUUCUGAGACUGAGGCUACUGGUGUGCUUGUAGGAGACCGUACUUCUCAUAAAAAUAGCGUUAUUGCACAACAAUUUAUACAAAAUGAAAUAUCUGAUAUCUUAACGCUAGAAAAUAAGAGCAUAAAAAUGGAACCGAAAAAUACUGUAGUUAAUAGAAUUAUAGAUGAUCAAUCAUCAUUUGAAAGUGCUGGUUCUGUAAAGGUGAUAAUAAAGGAUAAAGAAACUGAAGCAACCAUGGAGCAAUUAUUAGAAAAUAAAUCGGUAUUAAAAAAUGAUAAAAGUACACAUAAACCAGACAGUCAUAAUGCUUGUGAUAUUUGUGAGGAAAAAUUUUCGUCCUCCAGUUUAUUGACAGCUCAUCGCAAAUCUCAUACUGCAGAGAAACCUUAUACAUGCACUGAAUGCUAUAAAAACUUUACUGCUAAGCAGUCACUAUGUGAUCAUAUGAAACAACAUACUGGUGAAAAGCCGUACUCUUGCACUGAAUGUAAACAACGUUUCGCCCGUCAGUAUACACUCAAUCUUCAUAUGAGGCGACAUUUUGGUCAAAAACCCUACAAAUGCAGUGAAUGUGAUAAAAAUUUUGCUGUUAAACAAGAACUCGAUCUUCAUAUGAGGCGACAUACUGGUGAAAAACCCUUCGCAUGUACCGAAUGUGAUAAAAAUUUUGUUGUUAAGCAUGCACUCAACAUUCAUAUGAGACUUCAUACUGGACUAAAACCCUACAAAUGCUUGGAAUGUGAUCAAAACUUUGCUGUUAAGCAAAAACUCGAUAUUCAUAUGAAGCGACAUACUGAUGAGAAACUCUUCACAUGUACUGAAUGUGAUAAAAGUUUUGCUGAUAAGUAUGCACUGAAUCGUCAUAUGAGACAACAUACUUCUAAAACUCCAUACAUUUGCACUGAAUGUAAUCAAAAUUUUACUGCCAAGCAGUCACUUAAUUAUCAUAUGUUGCGUCAUACUGGGGAAAAACUACACAAGUGCACUGAAUGUAAUAAAAGUUUUAUUGCGAAGAGAACCCUCAAGCAGCAUAUGAAACAACAUACUGGUGAAAAGCCUUACUCAUGUACCGAAUGUAAACGAAGUUUCGCUCAUAAAUAUACACAAAUUCUUCACAUGAGACGACAUACUGGUCAAAAACCGUACUCAUGUACUGAAUGUGAUAAAAAUUUUGCUGUCAAACAAGAACUCGAUCAUCAUAUGCGACGACAUACUGGUGAAAAACCCUUCAAAUGCGUUGAAUGUAAUAAAAGUUUUUCUGUUAAGCAUGCACUCAAUCGUCAUAUAAAGCAACAUACUGGUGAAAAACCAUAUAAAUGUAUUGAAUGUGAUCAAAAUUUUGCUGUUAAACAAGAGCUCGAUCUUCAUAUGAGGCGACAUACUGGGGAAAAACCCUUUACAUGUACUGAAUGUGAACAGAGUUUCGCUCGCAAUUACACACUCAAACUUCAUAUGAGGCUACAUACUGGUGAAAAACCCUACAAAUGCACCCAAUGUGAUAAAAAUUUCAGUAUUAAGAGUUCACUCAAUGUUCAUAUGCGGCGACACACUGGACAAAAACCCCACAAAUGCACUGAAUGUGAUAAAAAAUUUACUGUUAAACAAGAACUUGAUCUUCAUAUGAGGCGACAUACAGGUGAAAAACCCUUUACAUGCACUGAAUGUGAUAAAAGUUUUGCUGUUAAACAAGAACUCGAUCUUCAUAUGGUGCGACAUACGGGUAUAAAACUGUACGCAUGUACUGAAUGUAAUAAAAGUUUUGCUGUUAAGCGUGCACUCAAGCGUCAUAUGAAAGGACAUAUUAGUAAAAAGCAACACAUUUGCAAUAAAUGUGGGAAACAAUUUCUACGACCUAGUGAUCUCCGUAAGCAUAGCAAAACUCAUUUACAUGAUAAACAUGAAGUAGAAUCCAAAAUCAGUAAGGAUCUUCAACAAUAUACUAGAAUUGAUUCAUCUGAAAGCAAACGGGAACAUAAAGCCCAGGGGCAUAAGUUCAAAUGUAAAGAAUGCAAAUCGAUGUUUGCAACCGAGGCAGAACUUAGGAAUCAUUAUGACAUUGAAAAUCAUAUAGAUUCAAAUAAAGAUUUGAAAUCUCACAUAUUGAAAACAUCUAAAGAGCAUGUGGAAAUUUAUCACAAAACUAACAUUGCUCAAGAACUAGAAAAUAAUCGUUUCAAAUGGUCACUUUCAAAGAUUUACAGAAUAGAUGAUUUCAACGAUAAUGCAAUUGAAAAUGUUACUGCAACUGAUAACAAUGUUUUGCUGAGAGUAAAAACUGAAGAACAUACAUCGAUGGAAGAUAGUAAUAUUGAACAAGAAUUUAUAAAAAAUGAAGUAACCGAUGAAGUAAACGCAGAUAUAUUAUUACCAAACGAAAUCCACAAUUCGCAAAAAAGUGACACCUUCGAGGAUGAUAUUGGUAAACAACAUUUUAUAAAAGAAGAAGUAUGUGAAACUGUUACAGAAAAUUUAUCAUUUGAAAACGAACUGUACACAGUUAUAACGGUAGAAAACGAGACUAUUAAAACGGAACCAGAAACUACCCUUUCUGAGGCAUCAACUGAUGUUAUUAUGAACAAUCGAGCAUCGUUCGAAGUUAACGUUCCUAUGCAAAACUCUGUAAAACAGAAUGAAAAUGAAUCAGCUACAAAGCAAUCAUUGCAAGAAAAUGAAUCAAAAUCGAAUAUGCAUCUAAAGGAACACAAUUUUGCUUGGGACUUUUGUAAAAAGGAAUUUGCAAAUUUGAGCUUUUUGAACAAACAUCGUCGUUCUCACUCUGGUGAAAAACCAUACACAUGUACUGAAUGUGGUAAUAGUUUUGCUGGGAAGAAGUCACUCAAGCGUCAUAUGAGUCAACAUACUGGUGAAAAGCCAUAUGCCUGCUCCGAAUGUAAUAAAAGGUUUGCUAUCAAGGAGUCACUCAAUCUUCAUGUGAAACGACAUACUGGUGAAAAACCUUACAAAUGCACCGAAUGUGAUCAAUGCUUUACUAUUAAAGAAUCGCUCAAGCGUCAUAUGAGACGACAUACUGGUGAAAAACCAUACACCUGUACUGAAUGUAAUGAAAGUUUUGCUAUUAAGGUGUCACUUAAUUUUCAUAUGAUGCGACAUACUGGCGAAAAACCCUACAAAUGCUCUGAAUGUAAUCAAAGUUUUACUGUUAAGGAGUCACUAAAGCGUCAUAUGAAGCGCCAUAGUAGUGCUAAACCCUACACAUGCACUGAAUGUAACAAAGGGUUUGCUGCCAAAGGGGAACUCAAACUCCAUAUGAAACGACAUACUGGGAAAAGGCCAUACACAUGUACCGAAUGUGAUCAUAGUUUUGCUGUAAAGCAAGCACUUAAACGUCAUAUGAUUCGACAUACUGGUGAAAAAGCGUACACAUGCACUGAAUGCAAUCAAAGUUUUACUGUUAAGGAGUCACUUAAUCUUCAUAUGAAACGACAUACUGGUGAAAAACCACACGCUUGCACUGAAUGUGGAAAAAGUUUUCUACGAGCUAUUGAGUUACUUUACCAUAGUAAAACUCAUGUACGUCCAUUUGGUUGUAACCAGUGUGAACUAAAAUUCAAAACUUUUAAGCAAUUAGAGCAGCAUACUAAAAUUCAUUUGUUAAAGCGUAAGCAUGAAAAUGAAGCCCAAGAGCUUAAAUUCCAAUGCAAAGAAUGCAAUGUAAUAUAUAAGACACAACAUGAAUUUAAAACCCAUUAUGAGUCCGGACUUCAUAUAGUUAUGUACAACAAUAGCAGCCUUAAACAUGGGGAAGAAGGAAGACAAACAGACUGCAUAGUAUGUUAUAAAAAGUUUGAUUCAGUGAAAGCUUUGAACUCUCACAUACUUGACAUACAUAAAGAGCAUACGGAAAUUCAAUACAAUGCUAACAGUGCCCAAGCGUUAGAGGUAAUUGGUUCCAAAUCGUUAUUAAGAAAACUUAACAAAAUUAAUGAUUCAAAGGAGAAAUCAAUUGAAAAUGUUGUUACUUCAGUUGGUAAUAAGAGCAUGUUACGAAUAAAAUCUCAACAACAAACAUUUACUAAAACAACCACGGAAAAAUUAUUAUUAGAUAAUGAAGUGUACACUAAAUUACAAAAUGAAAAUGUAAAGAUGGAGCCUAAAACUGGUGAUGAUCCAAUAUCUUUCCAAGAUUAAAUUAUUGUUGAACAAUUUAGAAAAAAUGAUGUACCUGAAUUAAGCACACAGCAAUUAUUACAAAACGAAAAGUUUUUUACACUAAUCUAAAAGCGAAUCUAAAAAUGAAACCGCAUUCUACUACUGUUAAUAAAACUCUGCUUCAUGCCAUUACAGAUGAUUACAUUUCAAAAAAAAUGAAGUACUUGAAAUAUUCACAUAUAAAUUAUUAUUCAAAAAUGGAAUUUAGAAUGAUAUUACCAUAGAAAAGAGAAAAAUAAAAAUGGAACCAAAAACAGCUAUUUCUUACGACUUUUCAAAAGUCCGAAUCAGAGAAAUAAAUGUAUAACUUUUUUUUACAUAA
This is a messenger RNA of Teleopsis dalmanni, 5084 nucleotides long. Its product is annotated as zinc finger protein 615-like. The record is from RefSeq and is a predicted model, not a curated record. The transcript is spliced from 33 exons. Lineage: Eukaryota; Metazoa; Arthropoda; Insecta; Diptera; Diopsidae. The coding region runs from base 380 to 4741 and encodes 1453 amino acids. Gene Ontology annotation, molecular function: DNA-binding transcription factor activity, RNA polymerase II-specific; RNA polymerase II cis-regulatory region sequence-specific DNA binding. Gene Ontology annotation, biological process: regulation of transcription by RNA polymerase II.